Molecule: messenger RNA, 6417 nt
Organism: Sphaerulina musiva SO2202
Lineage: Eukaryota; Fungi; Ascomycota; Dothideomycetes; Mycosphaerellales; Mycosphaerellaceae
Exons: 3
Coding region: 3641-6187 (848 amino acids)
Cellular component (GO): nucleus
Molecular function (GO): RNA polymerase II CTD heptapeptide repeat phosphatase activity
Source: RefSeq, a predicted model, not a curated record
CAAGAAGUGUACCACGCACUCCACGAGCCUGCUUUGUCGCGCAAUGGCUGCAAUCGCGUCGAAACUUGAGCAUCACACCUCUGAGAGCGACACCCGAGCCAGCCAUCCCCCUCCGAAAACACCUGAAAGAUGAAGCCAAGCGGAAGAAGGCCGAAGCGAAGUUGUCGAGCGUCAAAAAGGUCAAGGCAGAUCCGCGGCUGGACAAAUGGGAGCUCACAGUGGGCAUCGAGAUCCAUGCCGAGCUGAAUACGGCGUGUAAGCUCUUCUCGAGUGCUCCCGCUCUGGCUGGGGAGGAGAAUGCAGCUGCAAACACCAAAGUUGCUCUGUUCGAUGCAGGUCUCCCAGGUGCGCAGCCGCAAUUCCAGGUGGCAACCCUGCUGCCCGCGCUCCGAGCAGCAGUAGCAUUGGGCUGUGAUAUACAACAUAAAAGUGGAUGGGAUCGAAAGCACUACUUCCACUGGGACCAGCCGAAUGGAUAUCAGAUAACACAGUACUACGAACCCUUCGCCAGAAACGGGCACCUUGUCCUAACGCCUGAAGAUGGCGUCCCAUCCUCUGACCUCGACGGCGCGGAUCACCUCACGAUAGGGAUUAAACAGAUCCAAAUGGAACAGGAUACGGCCAAAACCAAUGCUGUCGGCCUCUCCACCUACCACAUAGACCUCAACCGCGCGGGCCACCCUCUCAUCGAAAUCAUCACCUUACCUCAGAUCCAUUCCCCCCAAACAGCUGCAGCUCUAGUCCGCAAGAUUCAAACGAUCCUGCGCAGUGUCGAUGCCUGCACCACAGGAAUGGAACUGGGAGGUCUGCGCGCAGAUGUCAACGUCUCCAUUCGUGAACGCGGAACAGCAGGGACCGGCUCCACGUAUAGUGGUGUGGAAGGGUUAGGUCAAAGAACAGAGAUCAAGAAUUUAUCUUCAUUCAAGGCGGUAGAAGAUGCCAUUGUUGCCGAACGAGAUCGUCAGAUCUCGGUCUUAGAAAGUGGCGGGAAGAUUGAAGGGGAGACAAGAGGUUGGACACUCGGUGCGGCGGAGACUACACGAUUGAGAGGAAAAGAGGGGGAGGUGGAUUAUCGGUAUAUGCCUGAUGGAGAUUUACCUCCACUGAUCAUUGGGGAGGACGUGGUACAAUAUCUGAAGCAGACUUUACCAGAGUUACCCGAAAACACUGUUGAGAGGGUGGUCCACAGGGCUGGUCUGAGCCCGAAGGAUGCGAAGACGAUGGUCGGACUGGACGAUGGCGACAGGUUGGAGUUUAUGGAAGAAACCAUCGAGUCUCUGAAGCAGAAAUGGCAGGAGCAGACUCAGCCCGAGGAUCUGCACAAGUUCGGCAAGAUCGUAGGUAAUUGGGUUCUGCACGAGUUGGGAGGUCUUCUUGACGCUUCGGUUUCAUGGGACGAUGUCUCCAUCACUCCACAAGAACUUGCCGAUAUCAUCUACAACCUGCUGCAGAAACAAAUCACGGCUCGAACAGCAAAGCAGCUUCUGUCGGCCCUAUUUGAUACUCCUCUUGCUUCAGCUUCACGACCGAGCGUGGAGCAGCUGAUCGAAACCGGCAAUCUGCGACUUCGACCCCUUUCCGAGGAUGCUUAUACAGAGCUCGCGCAGGCUAUCAUGAACGAGAACCUGGACAUGGUCGCUGCCGUGAGGGACAAAGGUCAAAAAGGAAAGAUUAUGUGGUUCGUAGGCCAGAUGGUGAGACGAGGUGAAGAAGGGACUGUAGAGCCGGAGAUGGCGAGGCGAGUAGUUGAGAAGAUGCUUGCAGGCUGAAAUUCCCGCUGUCGACGCUCAGUCGUGUCCUGCUGUCUGUUCUUAGGUGUCGAUAUUAGUCGGUGUCGAGCGAGGAUCCCUACAUGGGCCAUCCAGUCUUCCCGUCGUAUUAGGGGUCUCGAGCGGGUCAAUAGUUGCAGUGCCGGAUCCACAUUGCUGGUGGCCACUCUCCACAUUUCAGGGUACGUAUGUUGGCGCGAUCUGGAGCUGGAACCACGUUGAAGCGGUCGGACUCAUUUCCAAUGGCGUGUGGUCUCGGGCGUGGUUUCAGGAGCUGGCCGCGAUACCACGGAGUCGCAGUAGGAGCACCGGUUCGACAUUCACAAUAACUUGCGUCGCCGUUCUAUUGGCCCACUCAUAUCGAUCGGUCGCCGAGCAUGGCUCAUACCGGACCACGUGAUUCUCCUGUCCUCACGACAUUCCCUUGAUUCUGAACUGCGGACAAUGUUAAGUCUGGACACGUGAUUUUGUCGCGCGAUCAAUGAUCGCUGACGACUUCAGGAUUGGAAUAGGUACGGUCAUUGAUUGCGUAUGUAGAGCUUCAUGCCUCAUGCGUUCACAAGCCGAUCGGCUGGUUCACCGCGCCAAGGCGCCGUCCCUUCACGGCCGAGAAGAUGGAUGACCGUACGAGUUCGAUGCAAGGAUGAAUUAUCAUUGCCAAUACAACAGGCCAGCGCAGAUGUCCAAACCUGUGAACUACGUGGUCAGGAGCACAUCUUCACGCUCGACACGUUUGGCUUCAUGAAGCAGUCCAGCGUGAACUGCACUUCGCCACGCUGUAUUAAUCUGCAGCAGAUUUGACUGCUGCAGCGACCUUUCACGAUAGUCAGCGUGGAAGCACGAAAACUCCGAAGGCGGUCUGCAUCGCCGGCAUUCUGCCAAAGCUGACGACAACCAUUUCUGGGCAGCCAAGAUAGAGCUUGAUCCGUCAUGACGAGGCAUAGUACAAAGGCUUAUCGCAAGAGAUGGUUGUGACGACUGUGCGAAGAGCUUCUUCCAGACGCUAUCAUCAUACGAACUUCUUUCCUCAGUCUGUUCAUGGCAUUGAGGACUCUGCUGGAGAUGAGCCAACUUCCAAUGUCAACCCAUAGGCGACUCAACAAGUCGUUCCCACAGUGGACAUCUCGCUGGCGGAGGGAUGGAAGCAAGAGUUGUGUUCGUAUUGUGUGUGUGUCGAAGGGGGAAAGUGAAGGUGAAGCUCACCUGAAGCUCCACUACUUUGUACGGUCCGCACGGGACGGCAGGUGGGGUCGGUGCACGGUGCUCCUACCUCGCGAGCUUAUAAGAAGCUCGUUGUUUCCUCGCCUGGAGCUCUUAAUGCCAAGCACCCCCAAACAGAACUCAUCCCUUCAACGCUGACGCGACAAUCUGCAAACAACGAACAGCAACCGACAACAACGACAACGACAACGACGACAACGACAGCAACGACAACAACGACAACAACAACAACCCGUAACAACAACAAACCCCAACCACAACGCCUUCACCACAAAGCCCUUGCCCAAACAGCAGCUUCCACCAUUCCACUUCACGCGAGCGAGAGUCAUUGACGCGACCAAGCUUCGGAACACGCCUACCUACAUAUCGAUGCAUCUGGCAACCUUGAGCAGUCAUGCGAACACCCUCGUAGAUGAAUCUUGUGCCUCUUGCGUGACUUUGUAGAGUGACUUUGAGCUUCUCUGAUCUUCGUGCAUGGUACUGAACUCUUGCACUGGCGCCUUGUUCCUUCCAACUGCGAAGCCUGCCUGGUUCUUCAACAACCUUCCCGUUCUAUCCACAUCGGAGCUCACACAACACACUGCACCAUAUUGUCGCGCUCCUGCGACCAUACCAUGUAAUCGGGAACAGUCUACAGCCUGAUCGAUCCAAUGCGGCUGUACACACCGGACACGCUUCUGUAUCCGAUCACGGUUACCAAGUUGCUGAAGCGACGAGGAGACACUGUCGAGGUCAAUUCGCCGCUUUUCCUCUACAACUACAAGAGCAUCGUCACGGAAUUCGACGAAGAUACGAGAGAGAAUGUCCAGAGGGAGCGGACAUGGCCGGCAACAUUCGAGAGCGAGCUCGAGGGCACGAUAGACUCGCUGGACAUCAAAGCAGGCCAGGUGCUGGUACGCAAGACGGUAGUCGCAGACGUGGAAGAGGCGUGCAAGCAUGAGAUACAAUAUGGAGGCCUUUGCGCGAGCUGCGGCCUAGACAUGAAAGAGCGUACUUCGUACAACGAAACCACGGCACGCUCAGCUCGCGCGACGGUGAACACAGUGCAUGGACGCACAGAUCUCCUCAUCUCCCAAGACGAGGCAACCAAGACCGACGAGGAAGGCAAGCGUAGAUUAUUGGACUCUCGAAGAUUGAGCCUAGUCGUGGAUCUGGACCAAACCAUCAUACACGCUUGCGUUGACCCCUCGAUUGGAGAAUGGCAAAACGAUCCGUCCAACCCGAACUACGACGCGCUGAGGGACGUGCAGGCCUUUCAGCUUCGUGACGACAACAAGCCUGUCGCCACAUGGUAUUACAUUAAGCAGCGACCUGGACUCCAGAGCUUCUUGAAAGGCCUCUCCGAGCUCUACGAAAUGCACAUCUAUACCAUGGGAACGCGAACGUAUGCAGAAGGUGUUGCGAAGAUUAUCGACCCCGACGGAAGAGUGUUUGGAGAUCGUAUCGUGACACGCACUGAGAGUGGCAGCGAUAAAGAGAAGAGCUUGAAGAGAUUGUUUCCAACAGACUCGAAGAUGGUGGUGAUCAUCGACGAUCGGGCGGAUGUCUGGCGCUGGAUCUCGAACCUGGUGAAGGUCAAUGUGUUUGAGUUCUUUGUUGGUAUUGGCGACAUCAAUAGCAGUUUCUUGCCCAAGCGACCCGAGCUCGAGGCAGCCAAGUCACAAGCACCGAAGAUGCAGCGAACUCCAUCCAACAAGGAACUUGCGGAUGCUCCUGACAGUGCGAAUGGCGAGACAGUGGCUGAAGCAGCAGCCGCCACUAGCCCAACACUUGCUCCUCCCUUGACUACGCCUGCCCCGACCAACGGCGAUGCAUCAGCUAUUGAUCGACUGGUGUCCAUGGCUGGUUCACAAGACGCAAAGAGCAUACAAGAGAAGACAGAAGAGCAUGAGCAGAUGCUACAGGAACAGCUUGACGACCGUCCCAUGCUCAAGAAGCAGAAAGAGCUGGAAGACCUGGCAAAAGAGGAGGAGGCCAAGGCAUCGCCAGCCGUCGAGGCUACGGCAGAAUUGCUUGCGGGAGAUGGCAGUGUUGGGGCAGAGUUCAGCACAGUAGACUCUGCACAGUCCCGGUACCGACAUAAUUUGUUGGUAGAUGAUGACAACGAGCUGCAUUAUCUCGAGCAGAGCCUGCGGAACAUACAUGCAGCCUACUACCAUGAGUAUGAGAAGCAAGCAAUGGGCAGCAAGGGUGGUCGUGUGUCAGAACUACGUCCAGGUCUCAGCACGAAGCGGUCAGCCGAUGAUGAACUGCAGCAUAUUCCCGAUGCCGCUGUCGUCAUGGACGACCUGAAAUGCAGAGUGUUGGCAGAUUGCCAUAUUGUCUUUUCGGGUGUCGUUCCAUUGGGGGUUGAUCCCAACAAUCACGACGCAGCUCUUUGGGCCAAGAGCUUUGGUGCCUCUGUGAGUCAACACAUCACGAAGAAGACGACACAUGUCAUUGCGUCACCCGAACGCAAAACCGCCAAGGUGAGGCAGGCGGCGAAGAGGCCUCGUAUCGCCGUCGUCAGCCAGCACUGGUUACACGCUUGCUUCUCACAAUGGAAAAAGGUCGAUGUUGGUCCAUACCAGAUUCACUCGGAUGCUCCUGCCAACGGAACAGGCAGCCUGCCGGAGAGUUUCGAUGAUACAGCAUACAACAUCUCAUCUUCAGAGGAGGAAUCUGCUGUUACUGAAGAUGAAACAGAGGGCAGUGAUACGCCGAACAGCACGGGCCUGACUGUGGCCAUUGAUCCCGAUGAGGAAGAGCUGCUCAAGUACGCACCGUCCAUGACGCGACAAGACAGUAGUCCCAUCGAGGGCGAAGCUCCCGAUGACUGGGACGACAUGGACGACGAGUACAAGAAGUUUAUGGAAGGAGAAGAUCUUGAUAGCGAGAGUGACAACGAUAGUGUGAAAAGUGGAAGAUCUACUCCGGACAGCGCCCGGAAGCGAAAGCAGGAUGACCGCGAGAGCGAUGGGGAAAGUGAGAACGGCGGCAGCCGGUUGCAGAAGAGGAAGAAGCAGGCUAUAGAAAGGACGACGAGCCUGACGAAUCUGGUCGUGCAGAGCAAUGGCUCGACACCCGCUGCAGAUGGCCCCACGGAACAGGACGGCGGUGGAGCAGAGGAUCCAGAUGAGGAUGGUGACGAUGACUUGGAGGCUGCUUUGGCUGCGGAGAUGGAGCGGCAGACGGAAGAAGAUGAAGGGGAAGCAUAGGAGCUGCAUGCAGACUGGCGACCUCCGAUUCAGCACAUGCCAGUGGGGGGUGGUACUGGGCCACAACGGCGCCCGAGUAGGAGGUAGUUCAGCAGCACUGCAGGUUGCAACAAGGCAUCCAAUGGCGAUUUGCAUAGAGCGAUGGCGCCGGUCUCGUGCACAUUUAAUUAUUGGGAGAGGCACUUGGAGGCGUGCAAUGAUGGACGUGGUAUGAUAUGUUACCUAUUACC